CUUUCCCUGUCUUUCUCAAAUAAGUAAACUAUAUGCUAUUGCCUACAUUCGGACAACGAGUGAUGACAACGAGGAAAUGCACGUCCAUCUUUAGACGUUGCUUAUCCAUUCUACAACAACAAAAGAAUAAACCACAGAAGGGUGACCGUGUAGUUGUUGCCAUGUCAGGAGGUGUUGACUCUAGUGUUUCAGCCGCUUUAUUAAAGCAACAAGGUUUUAACGUCCAGGGUAUUUACAUGCGAAACUGGGAUACAGCCGAUGAAAGAGGCGUAUGUACAAGCCAGCAAGACUGGGAAGAUGUCCAAAAAGUGUGUCAAAAGCUAGAUAUUCCUUGUCAGCAUGUCGAUUUUGUGAAAGAAUAUUGGAACGAUGUAUUUUCAAAGACAUUGGAUGAUUAUGCACAUGGCCUUACACCAAACCCAGAUAUUGCCUGUAACAGCUACAUUAAGUUUGGCGCUUUACUCAACAAAGUACCAAAGGAUAGUUGGUUUGCUACCGGCCAUUACUGUCGGUCUACGCCCGACGGUAAAUUACUGAGAGGUUUAGAACGCAAUAAGGAUCAAUCUUACUAUCUAUCCUCCGUGCCUGAAGAAGCAAUAGCGCGUACACUCUUUCCACUGGGAGAGUUCACCUCAAAAGCGCUUGUGAAACAAAUGGCUGUGGAACAAUUUGGAUUAGAAGAGAUUGCUAAAAAGAAAGAAAGUGUGGGGAUAUGUUUUGUGGGUCAGCGAAAGAAAUUUCAUGAGUUUCUGAGCGAUUAUAUCGAUUUGCCACCCGGCCCUGCUGUCAAUGGAGAGAAUGGACACGUCAUAGGCGAGCAUAACGGCUUGUACGGAUACACGGUGGGUCAGGCAUCACGUAUUUGUCAUGGCUCAGUCAAAUGGUUUGUAGCAGAUAAAAUAGUAGAGGAAAACAAGCUGGUCUGUGUGCCAGGAUCAAAUCAUCCUGCAUUAUUCCAAUUAGGGUGUAUUGCGCGUGACUGGGUCUGGAUUCAUCACAAACCACCACAGCAGUUAGCUAAUGGCAACAUGGAAGUACAUGCUCAAAUCAGGUAUAGACAGGCUCCUGAAAAGGCUAUAUUGUCAAUGGCUCCAGAUGGACAAUACAGAGUGAAAUUUGCAAAGCCUAUUCGUGGAAUAGCACGUGGUCAACAAGUAGUAGUAUGGGAUCAAGAUUGGUGUUUAGGUGGUGGUGUCAUUGACAAAACUUUUCGUUAAAUGAUCAAUUUACUACUUUUUUCCAUUAUUUAUUAUGAACGCACGGCAACAACACUUCGUUCAUGUGGCUAUAAUGAAACACUCUGGUCAGUUUUUCAAUGAAUUCCCAAAAUCUUUUUGUAUAUAGUUCAAACAUCAAAUUAUGUUUUUGUAAAUAUAAUGCAUUAUAAGGCUU
This is a messenger RNA of Mycotypha africana, 1392 nucleotides long. Its product is annotated as tRNA methyl transferase. The record is from RefSeq and is a predicted model, not a curated record. Gene Ontology annotation, biological process: tRNA wobble position uridine thiolation. Gene Ontology annotation, cellular component: mitochondrion. The coding region runs from base 33 to 1217 and encodes 394 amino acids. NCBI's taxonomy places the organism in Eukaryota, Fungi, Mucoromycota, Mucoromycetes, Mucorales, Mycotyphaceae. The transcript has a single exon. Gene Ontology annotation, molecular function: sulfurtransferase activity.